AUGGGAAGAACAAUUGCUAAGAAGAAUUCUCCUUCCACCGCCACCGCAACACACCCUCCUUACUUCGAAAUGAUUGCGGAUGCGAUAUCCACGUUGAAAGAGAGCAACGGUUCGAGCCAGCAAGCCAUAGCCAAGUUCAUCGAGGAGAAGCACGACAAGGUGCUACCUCCAAACUUCAGGAAACUGCUCUCGCUCCAGUUGAAGAAUUUGGUCAACUCGCAGAGGCUCUGCAAGGUGAAAAACUCGUACAAGAUCUCCUCCGGCGAGAUUGGUGAGAAGAAGAAGAAGGAGAAGAAGGAGAAGGUCAAGAUGCUGUGUCAGAUCAAGACACCCGAAGCUCUUAAGAUUAAGGAGAAAGUGAAGCUUCUGAGUGAGGUGAAGACCCCUGAAGCAAUGAAGAAGAAGAAGCCCAUUGACUCGACCAAGCCCAAGCCCAUCAAUUCUUCCAGGCCCACCAGGAAAGCUAGGAAAUGAAACCUCUUUUUUUUUGGCAUGGAGCCUAAUCAAAAUAUUUAUUAGACAACACCUAUCUGUCUUGUGUUAGAUUUUUUUUUUUCCUUAUUUCUUUGUCCUGCUAUGCUUGGA
Messenger RNA from Lotus japonicus, 585 nucleotides. RefSeq names its product histone H1-like. The record is from RefSeq and is a predicted model, not a curated record. Gene Ontology annotation, cellular component: nucleus; nucleosome. The transcript has 2 exons. Gene Ontology annotation, molecular function: double-stranded DNA binding; nucleosomal DNA binding. Bases 1 to 474 code for a protein of 157 amino acids. NCBI's taxonomy places the organism in Eukaryota, Viridiplantae, Streptophyta, Magnoliopsida, Fabales, Fabaceae. Gene Ontology annotation, biological process: negative regulation of DNA recombination; chromosome condensation; nucleosome assembly.